Molecule: messenger RNA, 1134 nt
Organism: Ectocarpus siliculosus
Lineage: Eukaryota; Phaeophyceae; Ectocarpales; Ectocarpaceae
Source: the annotation of a GenBank genome assembly
AUGAUUCGGAAGCACCCGAAGUCUAUGGAGGACUCGGGUUCCACGUGCUCUACCGUACUCGCUCUUUGUCUCCCAAGAUGCAACGGACGGGGAGGCCGACGUGCGGCAAAUCCUCCAGAUCGCGGUCCCAAGUUUGACCCAGACGAACCGCCUCUUCGUUGGACAACAGCAGCUACUGCGUGGGGGGACAUUGUCCGACUACGGCAUCCGAGAGGGGUCGAUCCAAAAUGGGCUAGACCCAAUACCCGUCAAAUCGGCAUCAGGACUCUCACGGGGAAGACGAUAUUUAUCGACGUAUCCUCGUCAUCAACCUUAGGCGACGUGAAGGGGUUAAUUCAAGAUGACGAAGGCAUCCCCUCGGAACAACAGCACCUGAUUUUCAAUGGAAAAGAGAUGGAGGACGUCAACACUCUUAUCGACUACGGAGUGCAACCGAUCGACCCUCUAGACUACGAUGUGAAAAACCUUGUCCACCUGGUUCUUCGCAUCAGGGGUGGCGGCGGCGGCGGCGGCGGCGAUUUCGCAGACGUCUCCAACCCCAACACCAUGCAAACUCUACAGGUUUCGCGCGGUGGGCCAAAGUGGAGGCGUAUCAGACCCGGGCUUUGCAUCGAAGGAAUGUGCCGGAACGAGCGCUGCGAUGCCCGUGGUCAGAUGGUCAUUUCCCCCCGCGGAUACAAGGACUUCAACCUGGUGGCUGGGGAGACAGUGCCUUGUCCUGUGUGCGAUGAAGGUGUCGAGCCGAAGACGUGCGCCUUCUACCAGUGCAUGUGGCGGUACGUGGGCAAGAAGGACGGUAUCUCCACCGUCAUGAGCUCGUCGUGGGGCAGGGUAACCGACAAGUACACCCGGUUCUCCGGUAAGAAAGUGGUGAAGUGGGACCACCUGCUCAUCCAAGCACGACCCCUGGAUCUGGUGAAACCCGUCAACACAACCACCAACACCGUCCGAGUCCACAUCGACUACACAUACCUGGAGUGCACGAUAUGCAUCGACGACAUCGAGAGGGGCCAAAAGACCAUCGUUUUGACCUGUGGUCAUCACUUCCACGCCAAGUGCAUCCGCGGGUGGGCGAAAGGCGGGACGAAAGUGGUGUGCCCUAACUGCCGCCAGAAAUGUGCAAUGCCUAAAUGA